Ostreobium quekettii is the source of this 333-nucleotide messenger RNA. The record is from the annotation of a GenBank genome assembly. NCBI's taxonomy places the organism in Eukaryota, Viridiplantae, Chlorophyta, Ulvophyceae, Bryopsidales, Ostreobiaceae.
AUGGACGAAUAUGCCCCCGGAUCGCCGCGCGCCUCGGCCGACUUAUUCCGGUACCGCGUGUCGCUGGGCCAGGGGCGCUCGCUGGCGGUGCUGUCGGACCCCCUGCACGCCUGGGGCUACUGCAUCGGCGCCAGCCUGUGGUCCGCGGCGCAGGAGCUGGCGGUGUACCUGGCGGGGUUCAGGCGCGGCUGGUUGUCCGGCAAGGGCGUGCUGGAGCUGGGGGCGGGGCUGGGCGUUCCCGGACAGAUCUCAGCCACAGGCGGCUGUGGCAGAGCUAGUGUGGGGUCAGAGCUUGCGCAGACACCGCUUCUCACCUGGGAAGCGUCGCUUUGA